This is a messenger RNA of Amblyraja radiata (thorny skate), 1928 nucleotides long. RefSeq names its product heat shock cognate 71 kDa protein-like. Gene Ontology annotation, molecular function: ATP binding; ATP-dependent protein folding chaperone. The coding region runs from base 1 to 1926 and encodes 641 amino acids. NCBI's taxonomy places the organism in Eukaryota, Metazoa, Chordata, Chondrichthyes, Rajiformes, Rajidae. The record is from RefSeq and is a predicted model, not a curated record. The transcript has 2 exons.
AUGUCCGCCCGCUCGCCGGCCGUCGGCAUCGACCUGGGCACCACCUACUCGUGUGUCGGAGUCUUCCAGCACGGCAAGGUGGAGAUCAUCGCCAACGACCAGGGCAACCGCACCACGCCCAGCUACGUGGCCUUCACCGACACCGAGCGGCUGAUCGGCGACCCCGCCAAGAACCAGGGGGCCGUCAACCCCACCAACACCGUCUUCGACGCCAAGCGGCUCAUCGGCCGCAGGUUCGACGACCCGACGGUGCAGAGCGACAUCAAGCAGUGGCCCUUCACCGUGAUAAAUGAUGACGGGAAGCCCAAAGUGCAGGUGGAGUACAAGGGAGAGAAUAAGUCUUUCUUUGCUGAAGAGAUUUCGUCGAUGGUGCUGACAAAAAUGAAGGAGACGGCAGAAGCAUACCUCGGCGGUCCAGUCAGCAACGUGGUCAUCACUGUGCCGGCGUACUUCAAUGAUAGCCAGAGACAAGCCACCAAAGAUGCCGGGACCAUUGCUGCUCUUAACGUGAUGCGGAUCAUCAAUGAACCCACCGCAGCAGCCAUUGCUUACGGACUGGACAAAGCGGGAUCCGGUGAGCACAGCGUCCUCAUCUUCGACCUGGGUGGCGGAACAUUCGAUGUCUCCAUCCUUACCAUCGAGGAUGGCAUCUUCGAAGUCAAGUCCACCUCUGGCGACACUCACCUGGGAGGGGAGGACUUUGACAACCGCAUGGUCAGCUACUUCAUCGAGGAGUUCAAGCGUAAGUUUAAGAAGGACAUCUCCCAGAACAAGCGUGCGGUAAGGCGGCUGGGUACAACCUGUGAGCGGGCCAAAAGGACACUGUCCUCCAGCACGCAAGCCAGCAUCGAGAUCGACUCCCUGCACGAGGGUGUCGACUUCUACACCGCCAUCACCAGGGCCCGGUUUGAGGAACUCAACGGCGACCUCUUCAGAGCCACGCUGGAGCCCGUGGAGAAGGCCAUUCGCGACGCCAAGAUCGACAAGUCACUGAUACAGGACGUUGUCCUUGUGGGAGGCUCCACCAGGAUUCCCAAGAUCCAGAAAAUGCUCCAGGACUUCUUCAACGGGAAGGAGCUGAACAAGAGCAUAAACCCGGACGAAGCCGUGGCCUACGGGGCAGCAGUGCAGGCGGCCAUCUUAUCGGGAGACAAGUCUGAGAAUGUGCAGGACCUGUUGCUCUUGGACGUCUCUCCUCUGUCCCUCGGCAUCGAGACAGCCGGGGGGAUCAUGACGGCCCUCAUCAAACGCAACACCACCAUCCCCACCAAGCAGACGCAGGUCUUCACCACGUACUCGGAGAACCAGACCAGCGUGCUGAUCCAGGUGUACGAGGGUGAGCGGGCCAUGACCAAAGACAAUAACAUGCUGGGCCGCUUCUCCCUGACCGACAUCCCGCCGGCGCCUCGCGGCCUACCGCAGAUCGAGGUGACCUUCGACAUAGACGCCAACGGCAUCCUCAACGUGUCGGCCAUCGACAAGAGCACCGGCCACGCCAGCAAGAUCACCAUCACCAACGACAAGGGCCACCUGAGCAAGGACGAUAUCGAGCGCAUGGUGCAGGACGCGGAGCAGUACAAGACGGAGGACGACACCAACCGCCAGAGGGUGGCGGCCAAGAACGUCCUGGAAUCCUAUGCCUACAACAUGAAGCAGGCCAUGCAGGACGACAAGCUGAAGGGGAAGAUCAGUGAUGAGGAGCAGACGGUCAUCCUGGCCAAGUGUCAGGAGGUCCUCGGCUGGCUGGAAACAAACCAGACCGCGGAGAAGGAGGAGCUCGACUACCAGCAGAAAGAGCUGGAGCAGAUUUGCAAACCGCUGCUGAAGUUCCUCAGAUGCCCCUGCAGUGGGAUUCCCCAGAGUGCCGCAGGUGCCCCCUCCGUGCCUGAAGCUGCAUCUGGGCCCACCAUUGAAGAGGUUGACUGAGU